UCAGUUUAUUCAAGUUACUGGAAGGGAAGUGUGGAAAAAGGAAAAUGAUUUCAUUCGCUGCUAUUUUAUUUGUUGCUAUUUCAAACAUUUCAUUCUUAGAUUGUGCACCAUUUGAUGGAAAAUUAUGCAUAACGAACUAUUUAAGGAAUAAAGAACUGAUCAGUGAUAAUUUUAGAGCAGCACAAGAAAUUACUAGUUCUUGUUUAAACUUUAUAAAAUCUACAGAAAUGACAACGCUCCUCGAAGUUAAAAAUAAAUUGGAUGAGAAAGAAGAAUUAAAGAACAGCUCUGAAUGUAUUGUGGAUAGACUCAAAGAAGUAAAUUUUGUUGACUAUGCUUUUAAAGCACAAAUAUUAAGUGAAGAAAAUUAUGAUGUUACUGAUGGUGAAAGAAUAGAGGAAAUGACUAACGCCAUGCAAAAGUUAAUUGAGCUAUCAGGAAAUGCAAUAAUCGACUGCUAUUUUUCAGACCAAUUUGGUGCUAUUUUUGACUCAAUAAUGACUAACGAAUCUCAAGAAGAUGAAGAAUUGAGUGAUGAAGAUGAUUAUUGUGUACGCAAGCACAUAAUUGAACAUAAACUAAUCGACACAACCAAAUACAUACUUGACGCGAACCCGAAAAACCUUGAUACAUCAUCAAUUAACUGCGAAGAUCUGUACAAUAAUUUAGUCAUUAAAAUCAAAGAUCAAAUGGUAGCUGGAAUGAAGGAGAUUGACAUUGACGAAAGUUCAUCAUCAAACAUUUCUGACAAGUGUGUACUGAACGUAGUCGAUUCUUAUGAUUAUGUCAACAAAUUAGAGUACUUUGAUUACCUUAAAGAAUUUGAAUUAAGCUCACAUGAUGUUGAACAAGAGAAAGAAAAGUUUGUACAUUUGAUGAAAGACAUGACGAAAAUGGUCAUGUACAAAUGCGUCAUCGAGUGAUUUUGGCAGGAAAAAACUAAACUGAUGAUUAUGAUGAAUAAAAAAAGCUUUAUUUAUUUUGCAACGCAAUUUUGUUGACUUGAGUAGUUAAAUUUUUUAUACGGAAUUUCAAAUGUGGUUUAAAAAAAAUACAAUAAUGGAUAGCCACUAUGGGCCAGAAAUCGAAAACUUUUCCGAAAAUUAUUUUUUUGGUCUAAAUGAUAGCUUUUUCAUUCCCAUUUAUGAAAAUACUUACAAAAGUGGCCAAUUCAGCCAAAGUUCCGAGAUAUGGCUUUUCAAAGUUUUGAUUAAGAGUAUUUUCUCGCCCCACAAAAACUGUCACUACUCUUCAUUGGAUUGAUGAAACUCUUUCAUUAUUAAGCUGGGUAGCUUUAAAUAAGAGCUUUAUUUUAAGAUAGUAAACAUUUAAGUAUGCAUCUUUUAACUUUA
Molecule: messenger RNA, 1352 nt
Organism: Chironomus riparius
Lineage: Eukaryota; Metazoa; Arthropoda; Insecta; Diptera; Chironomidae
Source: the annotation of a GenBank genome assembly